Cynocephalus volans (Philippine flying lemur) is the source of this 1227-nucleotide messenger RNA. RefSeq names its product cyclin-dependent kinase 9-like. Gene Ontology annotation, biological process: positive regulation of transcription elongation by RNA polymerase II; protein phosphorylation. Gene Ontology annotation, cellular component: cyclin/CDK positive transcription elongation factor complex; nucleus. The transcript has a single exon. The coding region runs from base 1 to 1227 and encodes 408 amino acids. NCBI's taxonomy places the organism in Eukaryota, Metazoa, Chordata, Mammalia, Dermoptera, Cynocephalidae. Gene Ontology annotation, molecular function: cyclin binding; RNA polymerase II CTD heptapeptide repeat kinase activity; ATP binding. The record is from RefSeq and is a predicted model, not a curated record.
AUGGGGGACACGGCCGUAGAGGACCUGGAGCUUGGCGGUGGAUCUGGAGCGGGGGCGGCAGCAGCAGUGGUGGUGGCUAGGGGUGGCGGCAGCACGCUAGAGAUGGCCACGGCAAAGGAGUCCGACUCCAUAGAGUGCCCCUUUUGUGAUGACGUGUCCAAAUAUGAGAAGCUUGCCAAGAUCGGCCAAGGCACCUUUGGGGAGGUGUUUAAGGCCAAGCACCGCCAGACUGGCAAAGAGGUGGCUCUGAAGAAGGUGCUGAUAAAGAAUGAGAAGGAGGGGUUCCCCAUUACAACUUUGCGGGAGAUCAAGAUCCUCCAGGUUCUAAAACAUGAGAAUGUGAUCAACUUGAUUGAGAUUUGCCGAACCAAAACAUCCCUCUAUAACCACAGCAAGGGCAGCAUAUACCUGGUGUUUGACUUUUGCGAGCAUGAUCUUGCUGGGCUGCUGAGCAAUGCCUUUGUCAAGUUCACUCUCUCUGAGAUCAAGAGAGUGAUGCAGAUGCUGCUCAAUGGCCUCUACUUCAUCCAUAUGAACAAGAUCCUGCACAGGGACAUGAAGGCUGCUAAUGUGCUCAUCACCCGUGAUGGUGUCUUGAAGCUGGCAGACUUUGGGCUGGCCCGGGCCUUCAGCCUGAACAAGAACAGCCAGCGCAGCCGCUUCACCAACCAUGUGGUGACGCUCUGGUACCGGCCCCCGGAGCUAUUGCUUGGGGAGUGGGACUACGGUCCCCCCAUUGACCUGUGGGGUGCAGGGUGCAUCAUGGCAGAGAUGUGGACUCGUAACCCUAUCAUGCAGGGCAACACGGAACAGCAACAGCUUGUUCUCAUCAGCCAGCUCUGUGGCUCCAUCACCCCUGAGGUGUGGCCAAACGUGGGCAAGUACCAGCUGUUUGAGAAGCUGGACCUGGUCAAGGGCCAGAAGCGGAAGGUGAAGGAGAGGCUGAAGCCCUAUGUGCGUGAUCCCCAUGCACUCGACCUCAUCGAUAAGCUGCUGGUGCUGGAUCCUGCGCAGCGCAUCAACAGUGAUGACGCCCUCAACCACGACUUCUUCUGGUCGGAUCCCAUGCCCACAGACCUCAAGCGCAUGCUGUCCACCCACCCGACGUCCAUGUUCGAGUACCAGGGGCCACCACGCUGGAAGGGCAGCCAGAUCACCCAGCAGCGGACCAACCAGAGCCAAAAUCCCACUGCUACCAGCCAGAUGGAAUUUGAUCGUGUCUUCUGA